CCGGCAGGGGCGCUGGAGGGCGCUUCGCUGACAGUGGAGGCUCCAGACCCCGGCAGAGCGGAGAGAUGAGAGCAGCGUCCUGAGCACAGCACAUGGCGGUCCCCACCAUGUAUGAGUCGGGGCUUUUCUCUCCGGAGCCGUCGAGCCCCGGCCCGUAUUACGGUGAGUUCUCGGACACCUACUACCAGGAGGAUCGGUGGCAGAAGCUUCGCACGGCCGUCAGGAAGCUGGAAUUUUGGGAGAGUUUCACGGCGGAGCCAAUAGGAAGUGGAUUCUUCUCUAAAGUGUAUAAAGUGUCUCACGGCGCCGGCUCCAAGAGCAUGGUGGUGAAGAUCUAUAAAAACGAGGUGGACGAGGAGGGGAUCGUCCGAGAAAUCUCCCUCCUGCAGAAGCUGUCCCAUCCCAACAUUGUCAGGUAUCUGGGAAUAUGUGUGAAAGACGAGAAACUGUAUCCAAUUCUGGAGUACGUGAAUGGCGGCUGCUUAGAGGAGCUCCUGGCCUGUAAAGAAGUCCACCUGAGCUGGAAAGAGAAGGUGGAGCUGUCAUGUGACAUCAGUCGGGGGAUGGUCUAUCUGCACUCCAAAAAUAUCUAUCACCGUGACCUGAACUCCAAGAAUUGUCUUAUAAGGGUGACCUCACGUGGGAGAGAAGCACUUGUGACGGAUUUUGGUCUGGCCCGAGAGGUGGUGGAGCCGCCACUGAAGAAUGGAGAAAGGAAGUUGUCCCUUGUGGGAUCUGCCUUCUGGAUGGCCCCUGAAAUGUUACGUGGGGAACCGUAUGACCGAAAGGUUGACGUCUUCUCUUUCGGAAUUGUGCUUUGUGAAAUACUCGGUCGAAUUCCUGCCGACCCUGAGAUUCUGCCCAGGACUCGGGACUUUGGUUUGGACGUAGUCGGAUUUCAGGCCUUGGUGAGGGACUGUCCUCCUCCGGUGCUGGAUGUCGCUGCCAGCUGCUGUCGGCUCGAAGCAUUUAAGCGACCGUCAUUCUGUGAGAUUCUGGAUAACCUGGAGGAUGUGGCGGAAACACUGGACUCCCCGUCAGAGCUGCCGGACUCCUCCUGAGGGGCGCGGGUGUCAGCUGUAAAUACUGUACAGACCUCAGGGCCGUGGGAAGAAUCCAGAUAUUUAUUGAACUGUUUUGUAUGUUUUGGAGGGGGGGGGAUUCCUGAAUGGUCACAUGACCCCAUAAUGGCGGCCAUCGGGCUCCUGCUGGGGGGGGAGUGGAUUUAACUUUAAAUAAUAAAUGUUGCUUUGUUAUAAUACCGCAUGAAUUCAGAAUGUGACGCCCGAGGAGGAGCGUGGGGGUUACGUGUUACCCCUGAUGGCGUUAAACCACUGGAAAACAGAUUACUCCACUCACAUCCCAAGCUGCAGGGGACGGCCAUCUUGGCUCUGCAUUUUCCUAGUGUUAUAUGCGGCAUGUCCCCCCAACCCCCCCCCCCUUAAUAUAAUGACACUGCAGACGAUGUGGCCUCCCCCUGUGCACCUCUAUGGUAUAUUCCACCUCGAUCGGGUGCUCCUCCUGCACAUUGUGACGGAGCUGCAGUAACAGAGUGUGGGUGACCACUGAUUGGGGGGGAGGGGACUCUCCUGUCUUUCCUGGCAAGUAUAGGUGAAGCACAGCGAUCGGCGCUAAUCUGUGUGUAGUAACUACGGCGCGGUCGCACCUUCACCCUACUCUCUUCAGUCAGUGCCUUAGUCCCCUCGGGGGCGGGGGGUUAUGAUUUUCCAGGGCGAUGUGUGUAUAUAUAUUUUUUGGCCCCUGCCCUUUACCACCUCCUACGGGUAUUGUUAAAUCGCUAUCAUGCAAUUAUUUAACCCCUUUGGCUCUGUGUAAUAUUUUUGUCUUGCGCUCUUCUGUAUAAACCAUGUUUUCUGUAGUUUUAGGGCCCUCGCCCAUUAAAGCGGGCUCCUGAGA
Messenger RNA from Bufo gargarizans (Asiatic toad), 1917 nucleotides. RefSeq names its product dual specificity testis-specific protein kinase 1-like. Gene Ontology annotation, biological process: protein phosphorylation; actin cytoskeleton organization. Lineage: Eukaryota; Metazoa; Chordata; Amphibia; Anura; Bufonidae. Gene Ontology annotation, cellular component: cytoplasm; nucleus. Gene Ontology annotation, molecular function: ATP binding; protein serine/threonine kinase activity. The coding region runs from base 93 to 1061 and encodes 322 amino acids. The record is from RefSeq and is a predicted model, not a curated record. The transcript has 9 exons.